AUGAUCGAAGAAGACUGUGCAACAAUCAAGACGACUAAGGGACACCAACGUGUAGUGGAGGCCUUUGGCCUCUCCCCUACUAGAUGGUGGAAUAAGAGGCAACUUAAUGCACGAAACACCUGGAGCACCCCAGAUCAUCUCUCGUGCUUGUGGGACGACCUUGAGCUAGUCACCGCUCAGGAGGGUAGUACACAUCCGCUGUUCCCAGUGAGAAUAGAGUCCCUUUUCCUCGAACUGCUCGCAGAUAAUAUCAAGAAAGAGUCACUUGAUCCCGAAUGGGCCCCAGGAAUUGCCCCACUGGAGCUUUCGGAAGCGGAUACUCACCUGGAAACGAAUAUGAUCGUUAUGAAGUCUGAGAGGCCCGUGCCUCGGAGCUGGGCUCUGCUUCAAAAUAUGUCAGAUAUUUACCAUGCUCGUAAGCUCGCAGAAAGGGACGCAGUUAUCUACGGUGUCAUAACUGACGGGUCGAAAUGGGUGUUCAUACAUCUGACCAAUCAAAGUCGGUACACGACUAAGGUAUUCGCCUGGGACAACGAGCGAGACCAGAUCAUUGGCCAGUUCCAGAAUAUAAUCGACCCGGCAGUUGCUCUUUACAGAAAGAUAAUGUCACGCUCGUCCCUGCCGACGCCUACUGUUCAUCAAAUUAGUCGCUGUCAGAUCAGAGAGCUGCCUGCUCCAUGCGCUGGCCAAGAUAAUGAGAGCGGCCGCGUAACUGAGCAGAACAACUGUCAUACGGCUACAAUUGAAGAGAAAGCCUAUAAUGGUGAUACGGAUAUUGGACCCCUUUGGUGGUAG
Messenger RNA from Penicillium mononematosum, 795 nucleotides. RefSeq lists its product as uncharacterized. The coding region runs from base 1 to 795 and encodes 264 amino acids. The transcript has 4 exons. The record is from RefSeq and is a predicted model, not a curated record. NCBI's taxonomy places the organism in Eukaryota, Fungi, Ascomycota, Eurotiomycetes, Eurotiales, Aspergillaceae.